UUUAAUGGUUUGCGUGAUGAUGUUGAUUGUAUUAUUUAUUUAUUUACAUUUUACACAUCUCUAAUCUUAACCUAGGCUAUUCUGAAAAUUAAGAAUUAUUAAUUACAAAUUAAAAUAAAGUUUACCACUUCAUACAUUUUUAUUCAGUAAGUUACAUUAUUUAUUUAUUAGAUAUUAAUAUUGAUUAAUUAUUAAGAGGAACCUUGUAAACAAACUAUAACAAUUAAAAACCAAAAUUAUCUUUAAUAUUAUUAUUGUUUUCAUGAAACUAUUUGCUGACUAUUUAAUUUAUUUUUAUUUUAUUAAAUUAUUAUUUUUAUACAAGUUAUAGAUUUUUAAUUUUGAUGUGUUUUAAGUAUCUAGAUGACCUAUUAUGAUAAACCUAUAGGUUAUAAGAAAUAUGGAUAUUUCCAUUUUUCCUUUUCAAAUUUGAUUAUAUUUGUUUGAAUUAUAACCUAAGUAGAUGUCACAAUUUAAAUUGUAUUUAUAUUUCUUUGUAUAGCUCCAUUAGCUAGAUGGACACCAGAUAUUAAGAUAUCAGACUAUAAUUGUAAUUUCAUGUUUAUAGUAUUUAUAAUAAUGUGCAUUGUUUUUUUUUUUAUUACUUAUAGGUAUUUUGUUAAUAAAAUACAAUGGAUUACCAAAACCGUCCCGGUGGGAAAACCGGUGGUGGUGGUGUAGCAUCAUGGACAGAGACAAAUAAGGAUAGACGUGAGCGUCUUCGGCAAUUGGCAUUGGAAACAAUUGAUCUUCAAAAAGAUCCCUAUUUUAUGAAAAAUCAUUUAGGUUAAUAUUUUAUAAAAACAAUAUUUUUCUAGCACAUUUAAUUGUAUAAUAAUUAUAUUUCCAGGAUCUUAUGAAUGUAAACUUUGUUUGACGCUUCAUAAUAAUGAGGGCAGUUAUUUGGCUCAUACACAAGGUAAAAAGCAUCAAGCAAAUUUAGCGCGACGAGCAGCUAAAGAAGCUAAGGAUGCUCCACAACAACCAGCUCCUGAAAAACCACGAGUAGAAACCAAAAAGUUUGUUAAGAUUGGAAGACCUGGAUAUCGAGUUACAAAACAGAAAGAUCCUGAAACUGGACAACAGAGUUUACUUUUUCAGAUUGACUAUCCUGGUAUGCAAUUCGUUUUUGUAAUGAAAUUAUUUAAAUUAUACAGUAUUUAAUUAACUUUUGUUUUUUAUGCACUUAGAAAUUACUGAUAAUGUACGACCGCGUCAUCGUUUUAUGUCAGCAUAUGAACAAAGAAUUGAACCACCUGAUAGAAAAUGGCAAUAUUUGUUAUUUGCUGCUGAACCUUAUGAAACCAUUGCAUUCAAAGUACCCAGUCGUGAAGUGGAUAAGUCUGAAAUGAAAUUUUGGGCUCAUUGGAAUACUCAGGCCAAACAAUUUUAUUUACAAUUUGCAUACAAAGUUGAACAAAUGAAGCCACCUCCUCCAAUGAAACCUCCUCCACCAUCUUUACCACCACCACCACAACACAACAUGAUGCAUCAACCUGGUUCAAAUAUGAUGUCUCAUAUGUUCCCUCCUCCGCCUAUGUUUAAUCCUGGACCACCUCAAAUGAUGAAUAAUAUGAUACCUCCACCACCCCAAUUGAUGGGUCAAUAAAUGUAUAAAUACAAAUAAAUUAUACUUUAUAAUUUGAAAUAUAAUGAAAAUGAAUCAUGAUUUCUUGAUAUAAUGUUUAUUAAAAAUUAUAGUUAUA
Messenger RNA from Cinara cedri, 1706 nucleotides. NCBI's taxonomy places the organism in Eukaryota, Metazoa, Arthropoda, Insecta, Hemiptera, Aphididae. The record is from the annotation of a GenBank genome assembly.